Molecule: messenger RNA, 4089 nt
Organism: Peniophora sp. CBMAI 1063
Lineage: Eukaryota; Fungi; Basidiomycota; Agaricomycetes; Russulales; Peniophoraceae
Source: the annotation of a GenBank genome assembly
AUGCAGCAAUCCGCGACUCAAACCACCCGUCCCAUGCAAGACUCGUCUACCACCUCCCACAGCGAGCUCAUAGCGCCUCUUGAUGGCACCAACCCGCCCACAAUCACAAGGCGCGAUCUGCGUGAACACGCUCGCAGAUUCUUGGAGCGAAAGCGAUCGUAUUCAGCAGCCACAUUUCACAGGACGAGGCUCGAGGAAGCUCGGCAAAUGAUAGCAGAGCUGAUGGAAUCGGCUGACGAGGCUGGUAGCAAGAAAUCCCGGCUGUUACACGCACACAACCUAUGGCUCGACGAGUUUUCCAUUUACUACGACCUCCCGGAAGUUAAAACCCUGCAGUCUGCUCAGGAGUUAUUCCGUACGCUCCAGUCACUGGGACAACUACUUUCGAUACAUCGGCUUGGGACCCUCUACCGCGACGAAGGUCUACUGAAGGGAGAUCUCCUUCCACCUCGCGUAGUUCCUGGUCGCUUACGAUGGUGGAAGAUGCUUGAUAAGAACUGGCAGAUAACUGCCAACAACAUCGUAUUGAGGCUCGGCCAACAAAAGUCGGGAACGAGUCGUGGCGAGCGCUCUGAAGAACUAUCCGACGACGAACUGCUGCCUCACGACGAGGAACGCGCGCCCACCUCCAAAAUGUUGCUAGGCGAUGGCGCCCAGGCCACACCAGUAGUUUCCCAAGGAGCUCAGAACGAUACGGACGUCGCGUCGCCUCCUGCAGUCUCACAGGAUGGUGCGCAGAGUAUGCUCGCUCUUCCUGGGCGCACGCCUCACGAUGGGGACUUCGUCGCCUCCGCCGCAACGUCUGAAGGUGGCGUGCAAGCCACUCACGCUCUCUCACAAGUGGUGUCGGAUGAUGUGGACACGCUGCCGUCUUCCGCAGCCCUGCAGGAUGGUGCGCAGGGUGCGCACCUCCUCCCUCAACAUGCGUCGCACGACGAAGAAGCUGCCGGUUUUCCUUCGAGGUCUCAAGGUCGUGCGCAGGCCACGCCUACUCCCUCCACCAAACCCGUCCGACAGGGUGCAAAUGCCACGUCUCCUUCCGUAGGGCCGCAAGAUGGGGCACAGGCCGCGCCCCCUCCCUUGCAUUCGGCUGCAGACGAUCACGCUGGUCCUUCCUCGGAACCUGUCCCAGCAGGCGCCGGCAGUGAGCCUCACUCAGUGCCGAGCCCUCACGAGCAGCCGCCAGCAAUCUUCGCAGAGCUUCCCAACGGCAACGAUGAUCCUGACCCGGAGCCGCUUCCCGCCCGCCGCGAUACAAGGUUCGGCUUUCUACAGGGUCUGCGAACUGAGGGCGGCGAUCGGGGCGAUGACGCCGACGACGAAGACUACACAGACUCGGAGGUACCGCAUCCAGUCAAGCAAGAACGCGGGAGUCCUGCAGUCAAACCCGAUGACGCUGCUAAGAGCCCAUCCCGGGACGCCAGUUCGCGUCCACCUCGUUCCAAAGGGAAACGCCGCGUGUCAUCGCCAGCACCGAGCGCGGGUGACGAGGACGACGCCGUCAUGCAAGACGACGCCGCUCCCACCGCCGAGACUUCCGACGCCGACUUUGUGCCAACAACGCCAACGCCGCCGCCUAAGAAGCGUGGGCGCCCCCCCAAGGCGGAGACGUCAACCGAUAGGACCGACAUUUGGAGAUUACCGGCGGGGUUGAGAAACUUCGCGCUCAGAAUAACCACUCUCGCAGAGUUCUAUGCAGAGCACGAGUACAAUCCGGUGACCAAGACGGUCGGCAAGCCGGUCACUGUUUUCGAUGUCAUCGCACUGCUCUUAUUCCACGGGCUCCCUGAGGAAGGUCUUGACUGCGAGACGACCUGCCAGCACUGUCGGAAAGAGAAGUGGCGUUGCGUAUAUCGGGGCCAACGGAACAGCAAAGACAAGCUCACGUGCCUUGGCUGCCAUCAGUAUAAACUCAGCUGCAGUGGCGCUUCCCUUCCAGCUGGCCUGAAAGAUAUUACGACUGUGGUGCCAAGGUUCAAGAGGCGUAUCGACCUGCUCAGGCGGCUCCGUGAAGAAGGAAUUUUCACGAUGCCUCCGCAGUACUACAGUGAAGAUGGCGAACCUGUGGCACCGACACCGAAGGCAAAAAGUAGUGGAAACCCUCAACCAGCGCCGUCGCGGAAAACCAAGCCCACGGGCCCCCGAGGUCGCAAGCGCGCGCAACCAUCAGAGGAGCGUUCGCCUUCCCCCGAUCUAUCUGCGCAACGCAAUCCAUCCCCGCCGGCCCCACCGUUUCCAGACGUGACUCGCCCGCGCGCAAGGACAAGCCCUCCGGCCAAUGGACGUUCAAGGCCACGCAAAAGCCAGGUUGACAACGCCCAACGUCCCACUCGGGCUGCUGAGCCAACGCAGCCUUCUAUCAGCGGCGGGACUAGCUCGCCAAUUUUAAGGAACGUUCGCGCCAACGGCAAAGCGCCUGCGACAGAAGUCGAGGACGUCGAUAUGCAGGAUCAGAUGAACAUGGAGCAACCUAUUGACUAUGGCGUCGAUCACCAGGCCUCGACAGAACGUGUCUUCCCUCGGACCGGAGGAGGAGUUUCUCCAGCACAUGUUCAUCAUACGCGCGAGGUCGAGUCCUCGCCCUCUACUGCGAUAGACGCCCGAACCGUUCUCGACUGCGUACAUACCCUGGCCACAUCAAUCCGCGAUGGGUUUGCAGCGCCUGACCGCCGCCUUGAGGCAAGCACUCGCGUCGAGGAGUUGCUUCGGACCAUCGUGCCGAACGCGCUGUCUGAGGCCCUGAAGGAGCAUCUGACGCCGACUCUGACGCAACAUUACGACGCACUCUCGACCCAGCUCUCUACUCACUCAACAGCUGUGGAGAAGUCUCACACUGAGAUGCGCACUGCUUUGACAAAGACGGAGGAAGCAGUGAAUCGUCGCAACGCGAUGAUCGAUGGUGUUGUCAACCAGAAUACGGACGUCAACGCCAAGCUCCUCUCCGUCCUCACUAGCCUCGAGCAGAAGAUGGGCAUCUCGCCAGCCCCUCCCUCCGACGUUGAGGUUAUCGCUCGCCCCUCGAGCAGCUCCCCAGUCGCUUCAGCGGACCCUGAGUCGUCCCACUCUGUCUCGGCACUCAGUCAAUCCAUGCGGACGCUGGAGAUUCGUCAAGAUGCGUUGACGGCGGAUGUUUCUGGCAUGAAGCACAGCGUGUCUAGUCUCGCAACGCUCUUGGAAGCGUUCUUGAAGCGUCAACCUGAGCAAGCACGUGCCAGCAUUGAACCCGCCGGUCCCGGACUCGACGUUCGGGAUGUCACAGUGGCUCCAGUGCGGAAGGAUGUUCACCCGGGCACCGAGGUUGCCAACGACGCUCGUCCUGUGUCUCAGCAAGUUCCAGGUAUGAGUCAAGAUCGCGUCGCCUUCGACGCCAACUCUUCUGGACAUCCAUCCGCAUCAUCACCGACGAUGGCUGCGCUUGGCAACAUGGGUACCGGCAAAGAACGUUCUGUGCCUCAACCGGUUAUGGGCGACAGUCAAGACCGAGUCGCCCUCGAUGUCAGCUCUUCUGUGCGCUCGUACAAAUCUCCACCGGCGCCGGCUGCGCAUGGCAACGUGGUCACGGACGAAGCGCGUCCAGCGCCCCAGCGAGUUCGGGGGGGGAGUCAAGACGGAGUCGUGCUCAACGCCAACUCUUCUGCUGUCCGCCCAUUCACACCUCCACCGGCGUCGACUGGACAUUCCGGAGCCUGUUCCGGUCCUGAUAGCGAUGCCGGCGGGCCUUACGGCAUGGACGUGGACGUGGACGUGGAUCAACCUCCUACAGACGCUGCGGGGCCGAACGGCGAGGAGCCCAUGGAUGAAGGGGAAGAGGACGCUACCGGCAAGGAGUCCGCGGAUGAAGGGGAAGACAACGCUAUCGGCGAAGAUUCUGACAACGAGGGCAUCUCCGAUUCUGAGAACGAAGGACCCUCUAGGGCGGGGCGCCGCGCUCCCAUUCCUUCGAAACCGGUAAAAUCUGGGACAAAGCGCAAGGCCAGCAGCGAGCCAAACGCCACCGCGGAGGCUCCGCCCGCGAAGAAAACUCGCGGCAAAGCUCCACUACCAGAACCUCGUCUCAAGAGCGCACGCAUCGCCCAGCUUCAUCCUUAG